ACAGAAGCCAUUGUGCCCAGCAGUGGACUCAAGACCAGUAGACCUCGGCGAACCUUUGCUCUUGACCACCCACAGACUUUCGGAACCGUGGCAGCAGUAACAGCAGCCCCGGCAGAACUGCUCAUCAUUGGCUGGUACAUCUUCCGAGUGCUGCUGCAUGGGUUCAGGUACUCCUUGCAGAAGCUGGCGCACACGGUGUCCUGGACUGGGCAGCAGGUGCUGGGGGACAGCAGGCAGCGAGCCCCCAACUGAGGCCCCAGCUCCCAGGCCUGGGCAGCUAUGUCAUCAGGUGUUCCUGUACUUCUCACCCAGCAUGGGAGCCAGUGCAGUGCAGGAAUGGGGGGGGGGGUCCCCUGUGCUCCUUCAUCAGAAGAGCACUUGCCAAGGUCAGUGAGAGGCCGGUAGGCCCCCCAGAAAAGCAGCACCAGACAAUGAUGAAGAUAUCAGUUCCCUUCCCAGCCCCUUUGUCCCUGUUCUACUACCGGCCGGUGGGAGAGGAAGGGGGGAGAGGGGAGCAACCCUCGAGAUAUGAGCAUAGGCACCACAUUCUGAUCGGACCAAGUCUGAACACUCCCAUCUCAGCCGGGCAAGAUCCUACCGUGGAGAUCCAACACCCCACCAACCAACAGAAUGGACAUUCUGACAUCACCAGCUGAAGCCCUGAAUCUCAGUGCAAAAGAGAAAGUGCCAACUGCAUGCAGCAUGGUGGGAGUGGAGGGCGUGGGUGGUGGAGGAAGAGGGUUAAGAAAGCUAGUGAGGCCCUCUUGCUGUCCCUUGCCUAUGGCACACAUAUUCCUGCCUUGCUCCCUCAUACUCUCUUUCCCCUGCCUUCCAAAGCCCUUCCCAAAGUCUGUCACUGGAUUCGGACAUAUCCAACCCGUAAUUGAAUCCCACCUUUACCAAAACGCCGUCUCUGACCCGGGGCCCUUCACUGAUCUUGCUUCUUCCUGGUGGCACGCAGCAGUUGUGGUCAGUAUUGUGGUAGUUGUUAAUUGUACUGAUUUAAGUGUGCAUUAGUUGUGUCUCCUGAGCUAGAUUGUAAGCUCCUGGAGACAAGGACCACCUCCACAAAAACAAAAACAAAAACAAACAAACAAACAAACAAAACGGACCUCUCCUGUCUUGUACAGUGUC
Messenger RNA from Mus musculus (house mouse), 1134 nucleotides. Its product is annotated as predicted gene, 33828. The record is from RefSeq and is a predicted model, not a curated record. The annotation marks the transcript as partial. Lineage: Eukaryota; Metazoa; Chordata; Mammalia; Rodentia; Muridae. The transcript has a single exon.